GAAAUAUCUAGCACUGCCUCGUUUUUUCCCUCACAUACAGUAUUACUUUUGAUCUGCCGCGGAUUCUGUUUGAUAGUGGCGCUUAAUCUGUAACUUACGUUCAUAUAAAGUGGAGUUGUUUGCUUGGUUGACUUAAUCUGCGAGGAGACUGUUGUGUUAUGGGUAUGAGCCAUUGCACCAUCCCUGAGCGUCGGCAGAAGCCUGAGAAGGACGCAAGGGUGUGCACUACGUUCUAAGAACGAGCGACUGGAUAUCCAGACACUUUGGAGAACGACAAGCAACGACGUGAAUUAUGUCUUACUAUAACCGAGAACUGGUGGUAUUUUUUAUCAAAUACAAACUCUCGCAGAGGAACUACCCUUACAACCACAUUGAAUUCACAGAAGAUACAAAUCGGACUGAUGCGGCAGAAGGGAAUGAUGAGGAGGAGGCAGCAGCAGGAACGACCACCCUCGUUAAUGGCUCUCUAAAUGGAACAAGUACUGGUUCCACUGGGACCCCACCGAGGUCUCCCACUUCAACCCCCCAGCGGCAGACGAAUGGGACUGGGGGUCUGGACGCGGUAAAGGAGGCGCUUCGCGAUUCUGCCAACGAGUUUGAGCUGCGUUAUUCCCAAGCGUUCAACGACCUGUCCUCGCAGCUCCACAUCACGCCCGCCACGGCGUACCAGAGCUUCGAGAGCGUGAUGGAUGAGGUGUUCCGCGACGGCGUCAACUGGGGCCGCAUCGUGGGACUGUUUGCCUUCGGAGGGGCUCUGUGCGUUGAGUGUGUGGAGAAGGAAAUGAGCCCGCUAGUGGGAAGCAUCGCAGAAUGGAUGACCGUCUACCUAGACAACAAAAUUCAGCCCUGGAUCCAGAGCCAAGGAGGAUGGGAACGCUUCGCAGAGAUCUUUGGAAAAGAUGCAGCAGCAGAGAGCAGAAAAUCACAAGAAAACUUCAAGAAGUGGUUGCUGGCGGGAAUGACCUUGCUCACGGGUGUCGUGGUCGGGUCACUCAUUGCACAGAAACGCCUGUGAGGAGCAGGAAAACUGAAGAUCCAGAUACACCCACUGCUUCGUUUAGACCUCCUGCUAACAUGAAGGAACUUCUAAAAUACUUUAGUUUUGGAUUUAUUUGUUUCCCUUUUUAUUGCCAAGAAAUUUAUGUUUACAUCCAACGUCCCAUCGAGUACUGUUGACUGAUUGGAGAGCAUCUGUGACGUAAUGUCACAAGAUCCAGACUGCAUGAGGGUGCUUUGCUUUUAGCUGAGUAGGAUCAAGCUAAGCCACAUCUCCUUAAACCCUGUUUAAUGCAAAGAGAAAACUAAAAAAAGUCUACGAAAAAUGACUAAAAAGAAAAACGUUUGACCAAACCUUGAUUAUUUGUGUCUGUAAUUAUUUUUGUUGUUAUAAAGAAUAAUUUUCAGCUUUA
Molecule: messenger RNA, 1409 nt
Organism: Labeo rohita (rohu)
Lineage: Eukaryota; Metazoa; Chordata; Actinopteri; Cypriniformes; Cyprinidae
Gene: bcl2l1
Product: BCL2 like 1
Exons: 3
Coding region: 293-1015 (240 amino acids)
Biological process (GO): extrinsic apoptotic signaling pathway in absence of ligand; intrinsic apoptotic signaling pathway in response to DNA damage; negative regulation of intrinsic apoptotic signaling pathway
Cellular component (GO): mitochondrial outer membrane
Molecular function (GO): protein heterodimerization activity; protein homodimerization activity
Source: RefSeq, a predicted model, not a curated record